UAAUGUGGGUUUCAUCGUGGCUAUCUCUGAUCGUCUCAGUUAAUUCACUGAUGUAGUAUUUAUAUUUUAUGCACCUACCCUAAAUAGCUGCUCAAAGCUGUGAUUUUUGUUAUAUCAAACAUUCAGAGGAUUUUUCAUGGCAGUUUAGAGUGCUCAGGAGUAUCCAUGCCCAUUUUUCGUUGACUUGGAGCUUAACUGCAAAAAGAUCCUGGAAGAUGGGGUAUUAUUUAUAAUGCAUAUUAGAGUUCUUGUCUCAUUCUCAUUUUGUAUUUUUGCAGGAAGAGGAGCAACUCAGGAACAGUGUAAUGUUCGAUUUGCUCUAUGUUCAUCAUCACCAUACUUUUGCUCCAUAUAUCAUGUCGUACUAUCAUCACAAUGAUAAGGUGCCCCCAGGGAAACAAAGGCCAUGGCUAAUUGAUGCAAAUCUGAGUGGUGGAAUGAAUGGAUUCAUUUGGUUAUCUGAGCGGAAUGGCCAGAGAGAUAGGGUUUGUUCCCCACUCAAUGGAUUGGGAGAUAUUUCAAAUAAUAAGAUUUUAAAUAUUACCUUUCUGAAUCCAGUACCUCAUAAGCAUAUUCCGAAGCCUCCAGAAGGAGUAUUUAUGCCCAAAAAGAUUUUGAGAGCUGUUGAUAUAAAACCUUUCCCUGUAUUAUGGCAUGAAGAUCAUGGUACCCGGCGUCAGCUAGGCAAAGAUAGGGGUCCAGUACCUGGGGCAAUAGCAGGGCCUUCCCUGGGAGAAGCAGCACAUCGGUUGCUUAAGAACACAUUGAAUAUCAAACCCGGUGGAACAAAUUCUGGAGUAUUGGAGCAAUCAUAUCCUCGAAAUUUCCCCGGCAACCAUGUUCUGAAUAGGCCAAGGCCAGCUGGACCGUCUGGCUAUGAAGGUGGAUUUUAUGAUCAAAUGAGUUAUAGGAAUUUUUCUCCCAAUCACCGGCCACGAUUUCCAGGACCAGUUGGCCGCGCAAAUGGUUUUUUUGAGGAUCCUUCUUAUUUAUCUAGCAAUUUUAUGCAUCGUGGUGCAUCUGGAAAUCCCAGAUAUGCUCUAUCCCCUUAUGAGUUGCAAAGCCCUAGGCAAAAUUUCAGGAUGCAAGACAGGCAUUCAUAUCAAGAUCAGUAUCAUAGCAUGAGGAAUGAAAUGUCUGUGUUGACAAUUGAAAGUGGUUCAAGAACGAGGCCUUAUUCAGCUGUGCCAAGGAUGCCAAAUUCAGGACAACUUUCUAACGUCCGCCCACUGCCAUUCACACAAAGUGUGGGUCCACUUCCUUCACCCCCGCCGCAGUGGAUUAAUAAACCUGCAAGGGGAACUACAUCAAUGCACUUAAAGCAUCAAGAAACUUUAAAAGGGCCGGGGUGCGAGAAGCAAGUCAAGCAGGUUUACCAAAUCAAAAGCCGGCCAACUCAGAGUCCCCAAGAAACAGGAACACAACAUUGAUGUUUGAAUUGUUUUGAGCUUUGCUUUUCCCGUUGAUAGUCAAUCUCCAUAGACGUAGUGAAGGAUAUCCGGAUCCUACCAUGAAGGAUUCUUCUCGUCUCUUUCUUUUAUCAUUAUAGAUGGAUGGAGCCAUUUUAUGUUCAAUUGUAGCAAAUAUGGUGGAGUUCGUUUCACAGUCCCCAUGUAUGAUAGGCCAGUUUGAGCUCUGGCAAGUAUGUUGUACCCAAAUGAAUGACAAUUUUUCUUGUUGACUGAAUUGGCAGAACAAAUCCUGCAGAGGUAUAGUAGGAUACACAUAAUCAGCAAGGUAUGAAUUUUUUUUUCCCAACCGGAUGCCGGCUAAGUUUAGUUGGUUGUAACAAUGUUCUGUCUAUAUGUUUUCUUUUCAUAUUUCAGCAUCGAAAAAGAAAUACCAUUUCAUGUGGUAACAUGAUUUGUGAAUUUGGUUCCGUAUGUACUUUUUGUGGUUAUUGAAUGUUGUGAAUUACUA
This is a messenger RNA of Nicotiana tabacum (common tobacco), 1920 nucleotides long. NCBI's taxonomy places the organism in Eukaryota, Viridiplantae, Streptophyta, Magnoliopsida, Solanales, Solanaceae. The record is from RefSeq and is a predicted model, not a curated record.